Drosophila takahashii is the source of this 765-nucleotide messenger RNA. Its product is annotated as larval cuticle protein A3A-like. Gene Ontology annotation, cellular component: extracellular matrix. NCBI's taxonomy places the organism in Eukaryota, Metazoa, Arthropoda, Insecta, Diptera, Drosophilidae. The record is from RefSeq and is a predicted model, not a curated record.
CACCGUUUCUGCAAAGAACAAGCCCUCAAAUCAACAAAAAAAACCUCUAAAAUGGCAUUCAAGUUCGUCUUUGCCCUCGCCUUCGUCGCCGUGGCCAGCGCCGGUUACGCCCCCAUCGCCGCCCCCCAGGUGUACCAUGCUGCCCCCGCGGUGGCCACCUACGCCCAUGCCCCCGUGGCCGUGGCCCAGAAGGUCGUGGUCAAGGCCGCCGAGGAGUACGACCCCCACCCCCAGUACCGCUUCUCCUACGGAGUGGACGACAAGCUGACCGGCGACAACAAGGGACAGGUGGAGGAGCGCGAUGGCGAUGUGGUGCGCGGAGAGUACUCCCUGAUCGACGCUGAUGGCUACAAGAGGACCGUCCAGUACACCGCCGACCCCAUCAACGGAUUCAACGCCGUGGUGAACCGUGAGCCCCUGGUCAAGGCCGUCGCCGUGGCUCCCGUUGUGAAGACCGUGGCCGCUCCCGUCGCCCACUACGCUGCCCCCGCUGCCUACGCCUCCUACGCCGCCCCCUCUGUGGCCCACUACGCCGCCCCUGCCGUUGUGAAGACCGUGGCCCCAGUGGCUCACUAUGCUGCCCCUGCUGUCGUCAAGACCGUGGCUCCAGUUGCUCACUAUGCUGCUCCCGCUGUGGUCAAGACCGUGGCUCCAGUGGCUCACUAUGCCGCCCCCGCUACCUACACCUCCUACGCCGCCCCCGCUGUUGCCUACCACCACUAAAGAACUGCCAUUCCACAUUCCCCAACCUUUUAUUGUUAUAGU